Molecule: messenger RNA, 1600 nt
Organism: Umbelopsis ramanniana AG
Lineage: Eukaryota; Fungi; Mucoromycota; Umbelopsidomycetes; Umbelopsidales; Umbelopsidaceae
Exons: 5
Coding region: 47-1231 (394 amino acids)
Cellular component (GO): cytoplasm
Molecular function (GO): flavin adenine dinucleotide binding; electron-transferring-flavoprotein dehydrogenase activity
Source: RefSeq, a predicted model, not a curated record
UACUUCAACUCUUUUUUAUCUACGAUUGCUUUCUACCCUAUAAGCUAUGCCUACCGCAGAUAUCAAGAACAUUGUUAUUAUUGGUGGCUCAUGUGCAGCUAUUGGCAGUGCAGUGACUUGGAGGGACGCUCCUCUGCCUUCCCAUCGUCUCAUCAUUAUUGAACAGAAGAGUCACUUCCACCACGUCUAUGCUUUUCCUCGUGCGGCCGUUAAGUCUGGUUUUGAAGACUCCUUGUUUGUACCUUACGAUAACAUGUUCAACAAGGACAACAAGGUCGGCCAGGUCAUCCGUGCAAAGGCUAUUGCCAUACAUCCCAACAAGGUUGAACUCGACCGCGAAGUAGAGGGAUUUGGGUCUUUCGUACCAUUCUCACAUUUGAUCUACGCUGCUGGUACAAGUAUCCCUGCUCCCGGUCAUUUUGAAGCAUACGAUAAAGCCAAAGGAGUAGGAUACUUGCAGGUGUAUCAAGAUUUGAUACGGCAGAGUCAGAAACCCGUCAUUAUUGGAGGUGGUGCUGUUGGUCUAGAACUGGCUGCAGAGAUUAAAGAUUACUAUCCAGAAAAAGAGGUGACGCUGAUUCAUUCUCGCGAUCAAUAUCUUGCCCCAUAUAAGUAUAGUCUCCAUCAAAUGACCUACAAUUUACUCAAGAAUAAGCUUGGUGUGCGUCAAAUUAUGAGAGAUCGCGUCAACCUUCCAGAGAAUGGUUUCCCAUUGGAGGUGAAACCACUUGUCAUCCAGACAAAGAAGGGGCGUACUAUCGAGGCGGAUCUUGCAAUUACAUGUAUUGGAAUGUCCCCCAAUAGCGAUCUGUUAUCUAAGCUAUCUGAGCAGACCAUCAAUUCUGCAACUAAGUUUAUUCAGGUUCAGCCCACAUUGCAAAUUCGUGAUGAACGAUAUCCUCACAUCUAUGCUGUGGGUGAUGUAAUUGAAAGCACCGAUAUUAAGACCGGUCACUAUGCUUGGCUACAGAGCAUUGCAGCUCUCCGAAACAUCAUGAAGGACAUCAAGGGAGAGGGUGGUCCAGAACCUUAUGUCAGCAAAGACAUCCCCCUCAUCAAGAUUUCACUUGGCCACAAAAAGGCAGUUAUGCAGACAAAUUGUUUGGGGCCCUUGAUCACUCUGGGAUCUUGUUUUGUAGGCAACAGUGUUCCGGAUAAUCUAUAUGCUGAUUACUCGUGGCUAUGGCUGAACGCUAAACCAGAGGAUGACGCGCAAUAUAGUCAACAAUAAUUUGUAAAUGUACUCUAGACGAAACCCAUGUAUUCCUAUAACUUCCAAUAUCCCCUCCCUUUACCUCUUUCUUUGAACUGAGGACAUCACAGCCAAGCCUAGACUGCAGAGCACGGCAUAGUAUUAAUAGAAUUUGCAAUAUGUAUCCGGAAUACAUAGGCAGACGCAUCAUCAAAACAAGUUUCAUCAUAAUUUUUAGUUUAUUGGAGUGAAUAGAUACCAAAAUGGCGUAUAGAUAUAUUUACAUGUCUUUCCUGUAAAGACAAGCGGUAAACGCUGCACUGUUUUUUUUUCUUCAUUUCAUUCUCGCGAGCUCUCCAAGUCUCUAAGGGGUACAAAACGACCUCGGGAGUUGUAUUUGGUGGUGAA